AAUCUAUUUUGUAUCUCUCCUUUAGGAGAAAGAUAAUCCCCAGUCUGAAUUUGACUUGGAAAAUCUAAAAAUGACAGGAAGAGAUUUAUUUAGUGCAGGAACAGUGACAACGCACAGCACCGUAAGAUAUGGCCUGCUGCUCAUUCUGAAACAUCCUGAGGUCCAAGCAAAAAUUCAUGAGGAAAUUGGACGUGUGAUUGGACAUAAUCGACUUCCUUCCAUAAAGGACAGACAAGAUAUGCCCUAUAUGGAUGCUGUGGUGCAUGAAGUGCAAAGAUUCAUUGACCUCAUACCUCUCAACGUACCCCAUGCAGUGAACCGGACAUCCAUUUCCAACAAUAUAUCCCCCCAAAGUCAGUAGUCUUGGGAGAAUGGGAUCUUAAACACAAUUUAUUCCAAUGAUCUCAUCAUGGACAUGAGAAAAUGGAGUCCCAUUGUCAUGAUCUCACUUAAAGUUCUCCUUGAGGCAGUGCUUUAUUACAUACAGCCUACUUGCAUGUGGUGCUAAAUGAAGAAUAAGAGAAAAGUGUGCCCUUA
Phascolarctos cinereus (koala) is the source of this 537-nucleotide messenger RNA. Lineage: Eukaryota; Metazoa; Chordata; Mammalia; Diprotodontia; Phascolarctidae. The record is from RefSeq and is a predicted model, not a curated record.